This is a messenger RNA of Cavenderia fasciculata, 6627 nucleotides long. RefSeq lists its product as uncharacterized. The coding region runs from base 1 to 6627 and encodes 2208 amino acids. NCBI's taxonomy places the organism in Eukaryota, Evosea, Eumycetozoa, Acytosteliales, Cavenderiaceae. The record is from RefSeq and is a predicted model, not a curated record. The transcript is spliced from 6 exons.
AUGUCUGUUGUAACCCUCAUUAAUGGUGGUUUAAGACAAACCCAACCAAUCAUCUUCCUCACUAUCUUCUUUCUCCUCAUGGAGAGAGAUAUGAAGAAACAAUUAAAUCAAACUUUAUUGUUUAUUUUAGUUGGUUGUUUACAUUUACAUGUUUGCUUGGGUGCAUAUGAUAAGAUUGCAGGUGAUGAUUGGUAUGUGCCAUCUCAUGUAACACCUUUAACAAACUCUGGUCUCUUUUCAGAGAGUAGAGAUACAUCUGUCAAUAUUGGUCUAGGUGUAUUUGAUGUGUCUUGGAGACAGAUCAAUCCAACUGUCGGUGUCUAUCAAUUCAAUACGACCACUACCAUCUUGGAGAUGGACUUUGCUACCUUUGCAACUCAAAAUGCAACAACUAAUCCCUUUUGGAUGAGAAUAUGGACAACUGGUGUUGACUGGGCUCCAUCAAACAUCCAAUCUAUUUGCAAUGUUACUUCAAUUGGUAAAGAUUAUGAUGGUCAUGAUCAUUUACCAAUUUGGAAUCCAUGUGUUUGGGGAGAGAUGAAAAAGAUGUAUAGAUAUAUAUUUUUAGAAAAGGGUAUGAGAGCAGACCCUAGACUAAAAUUCAUCUAUGUUCCAGGUGGAUUCAAUUGGUGUGAAUUUGAUUUCACAGAGAUUGGAAACUAUAUCAAUAAUGUAAAUACAUCCUUUACAUUUGAUAUGUUUAACAGUUGGUUCCAACAAGGAAUGCAAGAUUUGGUAAAUAUCUUUAAUGGUGAAAACUCUGAUCCAAACGAUGAUUAUGCUUAUAAACUUGUAUUUACAGGUGAAGAUUAUCCAUUUGAUAUUGAUAAAUGGACAACACCAAAGAAAGAUUUCUUUGCACGUGAUGCAGUUGCAAAAGGGAUGGGAAUUAGAACUGGUAUUACAGAGUUGUUUAAUUUCCAUUUAUCAGAUAUACCUGCCUACGGUACUGUGAUUGAUAAAAGUAAUGGACAUUUGGUGACUAAUUGGUCAUGGCCAUUACUACAGAAUCCAAACCGUGUCAUUGCAACAGAGAAUGAGUGUUAUGAUGAAUGUGGAUACAAUGUACCUAAAAACACACUAUACUAUGCAGUUAAAAUGUCUAAUCUAAAAGCACUCCAAAUGAAUGUAAAUUGGUUGUAUGUCGUCAAAACUGCCAGUUAUCUCGUACCGUAUUCAUCGUUUUACACUUGGGUUCGUUUAUCAUUGGGUCGUAAACAAUCAGAUGCCUUUGAUGCUUGGGUGUCUCUUCGAUCGGCUCAAGAUACUUAUUGGGUGGAUCGAAAUGACUUGGUGUGGCCUUCACGUCCAUGGGUCAACAAUUACGAGAGAUUCCUAGUUCAACUAGAUCAACCUGGGUACACUACGACCAAUGGUACAACUACCUACACUGGUGUGGCUGAUGCUGCCAAUGGCAAGUCGUUCGAAGGUAGAAUCACAAGCACAUCAAUGUUAUUCUAUCUCGACGAUUCCUUUAUGUAUGGUGCUCAAACCAACUUGCAAAUCAAGGUGACCUACAUGGACAAGGUUGCAUCCUCCUGGAAACUAGAAUACAACUCUGAUGGAUCGACCAAAGUCAGUACAGAUACUGUCAAUGUUGGUACUACUGGUGGUAACUUUACAGUUACAUUCAACAUCUCAACCGCCAACUUUUCCAAUCAACAAGUAUCCAAUUCUGAUUUCACCAUUGUCAAGACUGGUUCUGCUCCAAUUGAAAUUCUUUUUGUUCGUGUCAUUAAAUCUUCACAAUCAACUACAACUGGUAGUUCCACCACUACUACUUCAACAACAGGUACUCCCACCACCACUACCUCCUCAUCAACUGCAACCUCUUCACCAACAACCUCCACAUCAGAUGAUUCAACUACCAAAGGUGUAACACCAUCAACUGGUACCAAGAUCUUAUCAUCAUCUUCAUCUUUAUCAUUAUUAUUAUUAAUGAUCAUUUUAUUUAUUUAUUCACCUACUAUAACUAGUGCAUCACCAGAUCAAUACACAAUUAUAGUGUCUGGAUCCAAUUUUGGGAAUGUAGUGAGUAGUGUAUUGUUUGUAGCACCUACCUAUCCACUUGGAACCUUUACAGCUAUCACUCCAUCGUAUUUAUCACCGACACUUGCAAUCUUUAUGUGGUCUGUUAAUAUAUUGAAUGGGCCAUUUAGAGUAUCUGUCAAUGGUGUGUUUACUCAACCUUGGACUAUAUCAUAUUCUCCAUUUAUCGAUCAAAUGACACCGGUUGGUACUACUGGUGGUGCUAAUAUAACUAUUAGAGGUACUUCGUUGUAUGCAUUUGACAGUCUCGGUACUCCACUCACACCAAAGGUUAUCAUCGGAUCCUCUACCUUGUGUCCAGUACUCUCAACAUCGAUCGAUGCCACCUACACUUAUAUGGUGUGUCAAGCACCUCCAGGAACUGGAACUAAAACAGCAACUGUCUAUAUGAACAAUAUAGCUAGUAACGUGUUCUCCUAUUCCUAUGCUGCACCACUGAUCACAUCGAUCAUACAAAGUGAAACUGAUUUCAGUCUAACUAUUCAAGGUGCUAAUUUCGGUCCCAACAAAGAUCUAAUCACCACUGAUGUAGCUGCAUUUGAAACUACGGUUGUUUCAUUCACCGAUACUAGAAUCAUCACCAAUGCAUCACCACAAUCUGCCAAUGGAUUCAUUCAAGUUAGAGUUGACGGUCUUCAAUCAAUUGCACCAGGAUAUCCAAUCCAUUUCAAACCAGCUAUUACCUCUGUACCAAUCGUUCCCGUAGCUGGUGGAUUGUUAACUAUUUCUGGACGUUACCUUUCAAUUAAUCGUGCUAAUGGUACCACUACCGAUUUGACUGUAUUAUUCAACUCGAAACCAGCAACCCUUAGUUCAUCGUCUUACAACCAGGUAUCUUCCUUUUUAGGUGUGAUUGCACCUGCUGGUGUUGGUGCCAACCUUUCAUUGACCAUCACCGCCGAUGGAAUAGUAUCUGAAACAUUCCUAUUCAGUUAUGCUGCUCCAACCAUCACUGCAGUCAUCCAAGGAACAGGUUCUACCAUUUCAAUCAUUGGUGAAAACUUUGGUAGUGAUCUGUCAGACAUUGUAGUCAUGACCAACAGUCAAUUGAUCCUACCAACUGCAUUCAUCACUGGAGGAGUAACUUUUAGUGCUCUUGCAGAGCUCAAGAAUGGAGUUUUGAAUAUUCAAGUCGGUAAUCAAAUGGCUGCAUCCAAUUUCCCAUUUGUUUUGGCACCUGUCCUCUUUACAGUCUCUCCUCUCUCGCUAACUGGUGGUAUCCUUACUGUUAGUGGUCUCUAUUUAAAUAGUGUAGAUUACCAAGGAACCCAAGUUGCUGUAACUGUAUUGUUGGCCAACUUGGCAUGCACCAACACAGUUGCCAAAGGAGCCACUUUAACAUGUCAAUAUCCAAGUGGACUAGGUGGACAAGCUGUCUUGUCUGUUUAUAUUGGAACGAAACAAACUGUAUUAGUUGUCACUUUCCCACCACCAAUCAUUACUUCACAGUCUCUGACCCAAAAUACAACCGAUGGAACUGUUACUGUUGUUGGUAAAAACUUUGGUACAUUAACAUCAAAGAUUGUAUUAUUAUUUGGUACUCUUCAAUCUGUCAGUGAUACAACCGUCAUAUUUACAGUUUCGGAUACAGUUACCAAUGCUCCAUUCAAUCUUACUUCAUUUGGUCAAUUUUCAAAUAUUAUUCAAUUCUCUGUCACCCCAUUGAUCACUGGUAUAUCUGGUGUUAAAACAAUUGGAUCAACUACAACAUUGACAGGUAAAUACUUUACAGGAAUGAGAGCUAAUCAAACUCCUACAAGUAGUUCUAUCCAAAUUGAUGGUGAUUCUUUAAUCACAUCACAAAUUUCAAUGCAAGGUACCACGUUAACAUUCCCACUACCAGCUGGUACUGGAGUAAAUCAUACAUUGGUAUUAACAAACGAUGGUCAAAGUGCUACCUUGUUAUUCUCGUAUCCAGCUCCAACCAUUACUGGUAUUUCUCAACAAUCAGUUGCCAAUCACUACACCCAAACAAUCUCCAUCUCUGGUACUUCAUUUGGAGUGGUCAGUGGAAAUGUUAAAAUAAUAUUUGCUAAUCAACCAAAUGUUCAAUUAGAACAAGUAGUUGUCAGUGACUCUUUAAUCACUGCAACUCUACCAAAGUUUGUACUCAAUGGUUUCGUGAUGGUCAAUGUCUCUGGUCAAUCUUCAUCUUCAUAUCCCAACCAAAUUGGACCAAUUCUCAAAUCAAUCACAUCAGCUGAUGCAGAAGGUGGUGAAAUCAAGAUUGGUGGUUUAUAUCUCAACAAUGUCGAUGCUUUUAGAUCAACCGUUCCAAUCACAGUCAUGUUCCCAGGUGAUACUCCAUGUACCAAUGUCGUAAAGAUUGCCGAUGAUCAAGAUAUGAGUUAUAUCACUUGUCAAGCUCCACCAGGUAAUGGAAUUAAUAUUCCUGUUACGGUUCAAGUCGGGUUGGUAUCAGAUACUAUCAACUUUGCCUAUGGUGCACCUGUCAUCUUUUCGGUCAACAUUGCUAACGACAAUUCAAUAGUAUCUAUUGUUGGAAAGAACUUUGGAGAUUCACAAACAAGUGUAUCAGUUUAUCUUGGAAAUGUGCCAAUCAUUUCAUACAGUUAUGUCAACAAAACCCUCAUAGUGAUGCCUACAACUUCAACAAUGAGAAAUGCACUCAUCACUGCCAAGCUUGUAGAUGGUCGUGUCUCCAAUCCAGUACCACUUAAUUUCAAACCUAUCAUUACAUCUGUUUCAAAGCCAGUUAAAACAAUCGGUGACCAGUUGACAAUUGUUGGAUCAUAUUUAUAUUCAACUAGACUGGAUCGAUCACCAACCAAUAUAGUAGUAGUCAUUGAAGAUCUCAAUCAACAAUGUACCAAUGCUGGUGCAUCACCAACAAUGAUUAUUUGUACUUCACCUCAAGGUUCUGGUGUCAAUCAUAAUAUUAGUGUUUUUAUCGAUGGAGCACAAUCACCAUCACCAGUCCAAUUCUCAUACAUUGCACCUUUAAUCAGCAGUAUUGUUCAACAAGGCAGUAGUGAUGAUUUAGUAGUCACAGGUACCAAUCUUGGAAUUGAUAUUGCAAAGAUAACAAUCAACAAUCAAAUCAUUGCAACUACUCUAGUAAACCCAACAACUCUGUCUGCUAAAUUGACAGGUCCAUCAAAGAAUGGAGAUAUUAUAGUCAAUGUUGACGGUCAAGAUAGUAAUACUCAACCACUCAGCAUCAAGGCAUCUGUCACCUCUAUCACAUCAACCUCACCAUAUGGAGGUGUUGUUGAAUUAGUUGGUAAAUACCUUUGGACUACAAGAUUGGUUUCAACUCCAACAACCAUCUCUAUUCAAAUUGGAGGAGAAGAAUGUACCUCACCAGUUGCCAAUGGAAGUGAUGGAACCAAGUUGAAAUGUACUCUUGGUGAUGCAAGUCAAUUUGAAUCUGAUAUUGAUUUAUCAAUUGAUUCUGUCGAUGCAUACAUAACAGCCACUUACACCAGUAAUCCACCAGUUCUCACAUCGAUUUCAUCGUCUUUCUACCUCAUCUCAAGUGUCGUCACCAUCGUUGGUACUGAAUUCUAUUCACCAUCUACUGUCACCAUCGGAGGUAGUCAAUGUGGUGGUGUUGUAGUUGUCGAUGCACAACAUAUUACUUUUACAUUUGAUAGUGAUGCUGGCAACAAUGCAACUUCAACUUUGGAUGUCACUAUUAUUUCUGCAAAUUCAGAUGAACAUACCUUUGCAGGAGUAUUCAAAUACACAUUGUUACAAUGUUUGAACUCAUGUUCAUCACAUGGAACCUGUGUCAGCUCUGGACAAUGUCAAUGCAACAAUGGAUACAGUGGAGCUGAUUGUUCAAUCACAUACAGUCAAUCAUUGGUGUCGGGUGACUCUGGAUCAGUGUCAGGAGGUAAAUUCACAAUGUUUAACAACUCUAUGGAAUUCCUACUUUCACACAUUCAAGAAGUUCGUCAAGACAAUACUAUCGUUCAAACUAUUCCACUCACCAAAUGGGACGUAUAUGAUGAGUAUGGAAAUACAACCGUUUACAACUCAACAUCAACCACACACAACAUUCAACUCUAUGUCACCAAACAUUCAACAGCAUCUGUUCAAUCAUACCUUGGUGAUGAUCUUGUUAUUCCAUCCAACUCUAUCAAACAUUUUAUGACCAUCGAUAGUUCCACAUUUGAAUCGAUCAACUCAUCACUACGUAUCAUCUAUCAAUUCAAAUCACCAUCACAAAUCGAAUACAAAUGCGACAAUGAAACCACCAAAUAUCACUACGAUACAUCAUCAUCAACAACCAUCAAAUCAUAUACUAUUGACACACCAGUCGGUACAAUGAUGGCAUCAUUCAGCAACCGUGCCGAUAUCGAUGACACCAAUGCAAUGGUAACAUCCAUUCAAGCAAUCACAUCAGUCGAUUCAUCAACCCAAUCAACAGCAGGUAUCCAAUACAUUGGCAUACAAGUUCCAUCAUUUGCAGAUUUUGUUGAAAUCGAUCCAAUAUUCUCAGCCACAUCAAAGACUGCACCAUCAACUGAUUCAUGCGUUGUAUCAUCUUCAUCCAUCACCACACCAUUCCUCUUGUUUGUAGUAUCAUUCAUAUUAUUAUCUAUUUUCUAA